This is a messenger RNA of Prorocentrum cordatum, 172 nucleotides long. The record is from the annotation of a GenBank genome assembly. NCBI's taxonomy places the organism in Eukaryota, Dinophyceae, Prorocentrales, Prorocentraceae.
GGGCACCAGUGGCCAGCUCUGCAAGGAGAGCAACUUCGGCGUCCUCGGGCUGCGCGGGACGUACGUCGCCGAGGCUGGGCUGCCGAAGGCGACCAGCGGCUUGGGCAAGGACGGCUGGAAGAGCACGCGCGGGGCGGCCCUGGUCGCAGGCAACGGCGCCGGCGGCACCUGA